Molecule: messenger RNA, 1130 nt
Organism: Sitophilus oryzae (rice weevil)
Lineage: Eukaryota; Metazoa; Arthropoda; Insecta; Coleoptera; Curculionidae
Exons: 2
Coding region: 211-735 (174 amino acids)
Source: RefSeq, a predicted model, not a curated record
AUUCAUUGGUUAUCUCAUGGUUAUCUCUGCAGUGGGAGGUUUGGUUAUGUUCAUGUUCAUGUCAUGUUUUCAUUGCCAAAUAAGCAAAAAAAGCCAGAAAAAAGUAAAUAAACAAUGAAGAUUUAACUAAGAAAUUUAAAUGUACCUAAGUAAGAAAAAAUAAUUAUAAAGCUCAUCUUCAAGUAUGCAUACAUUAUUUAUGCCAUAAGAAUGUUUUGGUUGAUAAACAUUUAUAUAUUGUAUAUUUAUAUUAAUUACGUAAAUGCAUUAGAUAGGCAAAUUCACACUAAAAAUUUCAAUAACAGUUCAGAAUUGCAGUCGAAAGUUGAGAAUCAUAAUCCAGAACUGCAUAUUGACUUAACUAAACUCAAACAAAAAGGAAAUGAACAGCCAACAAUUAAUUCUACAAAUAUUCUUUCGGCAAAUAAUACUAUUAUUUCAAAUAAAACUAAUCAAAUCACCAAUCCUAUAAUAAAUCAAAUAAAUGAUGAUGAUGUUGAAACAGGUGCUGUAUCUAGGGCAAUAUUAGUUUUUGUUGCAAUAAGUAUCAUAUUUAUUUUGUAUGUGGCAUUUAAAACUUACAGGAGAAAAAAUGUAGAUAAGAGGAGGGUAUUAGUAACCAAAUAUGGGGUACGUGCAAGAAGAAGUGAUGUGGAAAUGGUACCUUUGCCAUUAUCAGACGAGGAUGAAGAUGAGACAGUGUUUGAUCUAACAGCUAACAGAAGCAUAAAUUAAAAUAUCUAAUAGGUAUAUCUAUUAGAGCUAUUUAAAUCAACAAAAUUUAACUAAAGUGCCUUAAUGAAUAGAUGUUAUUGAGAAUUUUAGAUUUUUAUGAAGUGACAACUAUUAUGUUUGAAAAUUCCCAAGAUACUGUGUUAUUAAUUUAACAAUAUCUAUUAAUAUGUAUGCAGUUUUGUUCUAUUGUUUAUUAAUUAAAUCUGGAUUAUAUUUGUGGCACUGAAAAAUGUUUAAUGUUGAUCUUCACAAAACUAAUAAGUACAUUUACCCCCUACUUAAAUAAAAUAAAAUAUUUAACAAUUAUUAUUUACUACAAUGGGAAUAAUCUAUCUUUAAUUUAUACUAAGUAAAUAAAAAAAUGUACUUAAAUAUAAAUAUUUUAUGACAAAUUA